AUGCUGGACAAAAUUCUAUACAACACAGUAUUAUGUCAGACAUUUUCACCUUGUGGGCAAUAUUUAAUUGCCGGCAAUAUUUACGGACAGAUUGCGGUAUUCGACCUCGACUCUAUUCUUCAUCCUGUGAUCGAAUUACUUACUCCUGAUUUUAACAAACCCAAACAUUUGCAUCUGUUAGAAAAGGGAAAUCAGAUCUGUAGUCUCGCAAGUACUGAGAAGUUUCUUAUUGUGGGCACUGUUAACGAAAUAUUAGGAUGGGAGUGGAAAACUGUCCUGCAGUCAAAAUUAAGUAAACCUGCAUGGAGUAUAAAAAUAUCUUCACUAUCCAGAGUCGAUGAAACCGAUGUGAAUAGCCUGUGGCUUUCGGACGAAAACAAUAAAAUAUAUGCUGGCUGUGGUGACAGUAAAAUUUAUGCAUAUAAUUUAGAGGAUGGGAGGCUUGUAAACACAUUUGACGGUCAUAGGGAUUACAUACAUAGUGUACAUGGACGAGGCCAACACCUGAUUUCUGCUGGGGAAGAUGGUUUAUUAUUGUUAUGGGAUGUUAGGAUGAACAAGCACCACAAUAAAUUGGAACCACAUACAAAUGACAAAGUUGUUAGGCCUGAUAUUGGCAAAUGGAUUGGAUCAGCUGCCUUGGGAGAGGAUUGGAUUGUGUGUGGCGGGGGGCCGAGGCUGUCGCUGUGGCACCUCCGCUCGCUCGACGUGGUGACGGUGUUCGACGUGCCGGACCACGGCAUCCACGUGUCGCUUUUCCACGACGACUGCGUCAUAGCGGGCGGUGCGGCGAAGCACCUGUACCAGAUGAGCUACUCCGGCGAGGUGAAGGUGGAGCUGCCGGUGUCCGCCGCCACGGUCUAUUCGGUCGCCCUGAGGACGAGCCCCAACAAGCUGCUGACGAUAGCCGGCUCCAGUCCGGAGAUCGACCUGUGCACCAGUUUCAAUUAUCGGGAUCAAAUCUUGCAUUUCAGA
This is a messenger RNA of Iphiclides podalirius (scarce swallowtail), 975 nucleotides long. The record is from the annotation of a GenBank genome assembly. Lineage: Eukaryota; Metazoa; Arthropoda; Insecta; Lepidoptera; Papilionidae.